Molecule: messenger RNA, 1836 nt
Organism: Didymosphaeria variabile
Lineage: Eukaryota; Fungi; Ascomycota; Dothideomycetes; Pleosporales; Didymosphaeriaceae
Exons: 3
Coding region: 1-1836 (611 amino acids)
Biological process (GO): regulation of DNA-templated transcription; DNA-templated transcription
Molecular function (GO): DNA-binding transcription factor activity, RNA polymerase II-specific; zinc ion binding; DNA binding
Source: RefSeq, a predicted model, not a curated record
AUGUCGCUGGCUAAUCGAGUGCAGAUAAAAUGCAUCAUGAAAGAUGGACCACCUUGUCAGAGAUGUGCCGAGCGAAAUCUGUCUUGUGUCCUGAACAAGAGCCUACAAACACUGAUUGAAGAGCGCUCGCAAUGGAAAAGCACUGUGAUCCAAGACUUGGAUCGCAUGCACUCCGCAUUGCAACAGGUUCUUGGCAAGCUUAACCUCCCAGUGCUUCCACCACUCCAAACGGACUCUCCUGAUCAGAACGAAACCUCGUCACAUGACUACGCUAUGGAAAAAGAAGAAGCAGGGCCAUCUUGUGAUAACUCACCUCGACUUUCUCCUCGUCAAGAUGCCGUACCCCAUGUUCCUAUCGAAUCCUUGUAUCAGAUUACCAGGCUACGAGCACUCCGUUCAGAUGACACUGAGGAGACGAGACCGGCCCUUUCGAACAGCCCAAACCAAUCCUUCACCGACUUCAUCUCAAACGGACUAGUCAGCAUUGAGGAUGUCAAACGUCUAGUGGAGUUUUAUUUAAAUAGGAUAGAUCAUUUCAUGUAUAAGAUCGGCCGCGGGAGGUAUCGUGACUUCGAGACGUUGCGUCGUGGCUCGCCUUUGUUGACGGCAUGUAUAUGCACGGUGGCGGCACUGCAUGACCCUUUGAGCAAUCAUCUAUACGGAGUGUGCAAACGCGAAUUCCAGCGACUUAUGGCCGCGUCUAUGUUUGACCGAAGGGUAGACCGGGACCACCUGCGAGCCAUGUGCAUAGGCGCAUAUUGGCUACAUGAUAUCUCUUGGACGCUUUCCGGUUAUGCCAUCCGACGUGCGACAGAAGCGAACCUCAGCGCCAACUACCAUCGGCUAUUGUCGAAAGGUGGGGAAGAGGCUCUAGACAGUAUGCGAAUUUGGUAUGUCCUCUACAUCUGCGACCACCAUCUUUCAAUAUUGUACGGGCGGCCAUCCAUCGUCCGCGAGGAUAUCACCAUCUCUGGUUGGGAGAAGUUAAUGAAGGUACCCGGAUUCGCAGAAAGCGACAAGCGUUUAGUGAGCCAGAUGGCUCUGCUUACCAUGAUGAGCAAUGUUCGAGAACUGUUUGGACCAGAUACAGGCGAGCCUGUUCCACAGGCUUUCGCGCCUCAAUUAACCAACUAUAGCCGACAGAUCGACCAAUGGAUGGGAUACUGGACGACAGAGCUACUAAAACUUCAUCAGCACAUUGGAGAAUUUCCUACGAAAGGCGUCAUUCUCCACCACCAUCUUGCAAAGCUACAUCUACAUUCGCACGUUUUCCGUGGACUCAAAGGCGCACCGGUGCCGCCCCAUUUUCAAGGUAGCGCAUCAGCAGCCGUUGCCGCUGCAACAUCUACCGUUGAAAUGCUUUUAGCUGACUAUGACAUCCGGGAGAGCUUAGUCGGUAUACCUCAUUACUUAAUCUCUAUGAUUGCAUUCGCCUGCGUCUUCCUCCUAAAAGUCGCCUCACAGCACAGUGGUCAAUACAUCGACGAUACUGUAGUAUAUGAUCUCACUACCAAAGCGGUGCAGCAAUUCAGGGCUACAUCGGUAGGCAAAUGGCACUUGGUGCACAUGAUGGCGGAAGGGCUUGAAAAGCUUGUCGCAUCAAGGACUACCAACCCGACUACACAUCCUGAUCAACGCACUAUGCCCGCUACUAGCCAAGCUGGUCUAGCUUUCGACCACUCUCCACACAUGACAUCCAUGGCAGCAUCGAACGGGUUUUAUGAGGGCGAUCCUCUGAACAACGGUUUUGAAGACGAUUUCGGUUUGGGAACUUCAAGCUUCUUGAGCAUUCAGCCCGGGGAGCUGGACUUCAACUUUCCCGGCUUUGGCCUGUGA